Mandrillus leucophaeus (drill) is the source of this 1903-nucleotide messenger RNA. RefSeq names its product arf-GAP with GTPase, ANK repeat and PH domain-containing protein 11-like. Gene Ontology annotation, cellular component: nucleus. NCBI's taxonomy places the organism in Eukaryota, Metazoa, Chordata, Mammalia, Primates, Cercopithecidae. Gene Ontology annotation, molecular function: protein binding; GTPase activator activity. The record is from RefSeq and is a predicted model, not a curated record.
AGAGAUGCAGAUAGAUAUUUGAGCCUAUUUGAUGAACAGUUAUACUCAUUUACGGGUUUCACCAUGUUGGCCAGGAUGGUCUUGAACUCCUGACCUCGUGAUCCACCCACGUUGGCCUCCCUAAGUGCUGGGAUUACAGGUUUCCACCAUACACAUUACCCAGACGAUAAAUGGAGGUGGGAGUUUUAGUAACUAUUCCUCCUCCAUUCCAUCGACUCCCAGCACCAGCCAGGAGGACCUUCAGAUCAAUGUUCCUCCCACUGCCAACACACCCACGCCCGUUCGCAAGCAGUCCAAGCACUGGUCCAAGCUGUUUACAUCUGAGAAAGGGAGUGACCCAGACAAAAAGAAGAAAGCCCCGGAGAGUCAUGCUGACACCAUCGGGAGCGGCAGAGACAUCCCCAUUAAACAGGGCAUGCUCUUAAAGCUAAGUGGGAAAUGGCUGAAGAAAUGGAAAAAGAAAUAUGUCACCCUCUGUGACAAUGGCGUGCUCACCUAUUAUUCAAGCUUAGGUGAUUACCUGAAGAACAUUCAUAAAAAAGAGAUUGACCUUUGGACAUCUACCAUCAAAGUCCCAGGAAAGAGGCCACCCCUAGCCACAUUGGCCUGCACGCCUAUCUCCAGCUCUAAAAGCAAUGGCCUAUUCAAGGACAUGAACAGUCUACCUAUCUCAGCCAAUUCAGACACCGGGCUGGGUGACUCCAUAUGCUCCAGCUCCAAUAUCUCCAGCACCACCAGACCCAAGCUCAAUCUGCCCCACUCUCCUCAUGCCAACAAAAAGAAACACCGAAGGAAGAAAAGCACCAACAGCUUGAAAGACGAUGGCCUGUCCAGCACUUCUGAAGAACAAGAAGAAAACUUUAUCAUUGUGUCCCUCACUGGCCAAACGUGGCACUUUGAAGCCACAACGUAUGAGGAGCGGGAUGCCUGGGUCCAAGCCAUCGAGAGCCAGAUCCUGGCCAGCCUGCAGUCAUGCGAGAGCAGCAAAAGCAAGUUCCGGCUGAUGAGCCAGAGCGAGGCCAUGGCCCUGCAGUCCAUCCGAAACAUGUGUGGGAACUCCCACUGUGUGGACUGCGAGACCCAGAAUCCUAACUGGGCCAGUUUGAACUUGGGAGUCCUCAUGUGUAUUGAAUGCUCAGGGAUCCACCGUAAUCGCACCCACCUUUCCCGAGUCCGAUCUCUGGACUUGGAUGACUGGCCAGUCGAGCUCAUGCAGGUUUUGUCAUCUAUUGGCAAUGAGCUAGCCAACAGCAUCUGGGAAGAGAGCACGGGGCAGACGAAACCCUCAGUAGAUUCCACAAGGGAAGAGAAGGAAUGGUGGAUCCGUGCCAAAUAUGAACAGAAGCUCUUCCUGGCUCCAUUACCCUCCACGGAGCUGUCCCUGGGCCAGCACCUGCUGCAGGCCACCGCUGAUGAGGACCUGUGGCCAGCCCUCCUGCUGCUGGCACAUGGCUCCCGGGAGGUGAACGAGACCUGUGGGGAGGGAGACAGCUGCACGGCGCUCCAUCUGGCCUGCCGCAAGGGGAAUGUGGUCCUGGUGCACCUCCUGAUCUGGUACGGGGUGGAUGUCAUGGCUGGAGAUGCCCACGGGAACACAGCGCUGGCCUACGCCCGGCAGGCCUCCAGCCAGGAGUGCAUCAACCUACUGCUGCAGUACUGCUGCCCCGACGAGCACGUGUAGUAUCUGUUUAAUUUUAUUGGACUGCAGUCUCUUUGGUGCAAAAACAAAAUGGGAAAAAUAAAUAAGAAUAACUCAGAAAUUCAAAAAGAAAUCACAAAUUCAGCUAAUAAUAGCAUUUUGAGUACAUUUUGUAAAAUAAGUAAAUACACAAAAUGUUGGUUUUUCCGACUGUAAGAUAAAUUUUAUGUUCUUUUGCUUAGUGUGUGUGUUAGUCUCAGGCCC